Candidozyma auris is the source of this 2649-nucleotide messenger RNA. It is a transcript of the gene PTP3, whose product is annotated as tyrosine protein phosphatase. NCBI's taxonomy places the organism in Eukaryota, Fungi, Ascomycota, Pichiomycetes, Serinales, Metschnikowiaceae. Gene Ontology annotation, biological process: protein dephosphorylation. The record is from RefSeq and is a predicted model, not a curated record. The coding region runs from base 1 to 2649 and encodes 882 amino acids. Gene Ontology annotation, molecular function: protein tyrosine phosphatase activity. The transcript has a single exon.
AUGAGCACUAGUCCCUGUUGCACCGGGUACAAGUUCCCUCAGUAUACGCCUGGAGGCUCUCUCAAGGUGCCCAAGAGUGAAAAGCUGGACUACUUCUCUCUAGAUGCAUGCGACGUCAACGACUCCAUGUCGAAGCUCCAUCUCCAGUCGCCUCUUCUCACCUUUGACAGCGCCGACUACUUCUCCAACAUCCUGCUGGCGCACACCAAGGGCCACACGCGUGGCGACUCGGGCGCCUCGUCCACCUUCUCCAAGCCAAAGUGGCAUAAGAACGCCGCCAACAGCAUCCUGUCCCUCACCUCGGACUCCACCGCCGUGGGCGACUCCUCCAUCUCCCUGGCUGACCUUUCCUUGUCAACUGAUACCCUCAUAGAAGAGUGCUCUCAGCAGUCCUCGCCGUCAAAACGAAAAGUGGUGCUGUUGAAGCUAAAUGUGCCCAGACGCUCGUUUCAGCAGCCCCUGUCGUCUACAUUUCCUCUGGCCGUGAGGGAACCUCUCUACGAGUACGACGAGGAGGAGCCCAAAAAGUGUGCCUCUGCUACAACGCCGUCCUUCAACUUCCCAGAGGAGAAUCCAUUCACUCCAGUGGCGUCUUCCUUCCGUGCUUCUCCACUCAAACAGACCAAUACAACACCCCUCUCGCUGUCGGGCCCACUGUUCAAUGCUCCAGUGAUAACGAAACAUCCCACGCAACCGAAUUUGCAUACCAGAGGCGACUUUGUUGCCUCUAUCAAGUCUGAGCAGAUCAGACGUCUAAGCAGUCUACCCGUGCAAGAAAACUUGCGUGAGAGUAUCGUGGGAUUAUCGAAUUCCAUCAAAUAUAUUACUAGAGAUGAAGCAAUGGCGGUCUUGAGGGCCAGGCAUAUUGUUGAGUCAACAAAGCUUCAUAGUGUAUUGGUCAUCGAUAUACGACCUUUCGCAGACUUCCUCAAAGGGCAUAUCACUGGUUCUAUUAACGUGUGUCUACCUCUGACGCUACUCAAAAGAGCAAAUUUCAACUUCUCACGAUGCAUGAACUCCUUGCCAACUUAUGAAAAAACGAUCUUCCAAAAUUAUAUGCAUCAUUAUCCUCUUCAAGGUGACCAGAGCAUGCCUCCAAUUCUUGUUUAUGAUGCCUACGGCAGCUCCAGCAACAUCUAUCACAUGUGCAAAAAAUUGGUGGAUGGUUCUUGUUGGGAUACCCACAACGGGCCAACCAUAUACUUGAUUGAUGAACCUUUCACCUCUUUCACCACUCAGGCGGAUAAAUUUAUCGACACUGGUAAGGAAAAAAUGAUUGAUAUUGACAAUCUUGCUGUCAAACCGCAAACUAUAGGCUGCAGUGGUGCUUCUACCACUGCGAGGCCUUCGCUUACGAUCGACACCACCGCUAAACGUAGUCCUUUACAACAAAGACGGUCGCAAUCACUAACGGGAGUUCCAGUUGUAACUUUUCAGGAUGUAUCGACACCUGUCUCCAACUUCAAAUUGCCGCAGAGCAUUCCGCUGACAAAAUUCAAAAUACGGCACAAUGAAGAGGUGUUUGAAAGUAUGGUGACUCCAGUUGCUGAAGAGUUCUCCUUGUCUAAAGUGACGGAAGAUGAAAUGAAACGGUUGCCACCAUGGCUUCAAGCUGUUGAAAAGCAAUCAUCUUUGGUUACUGAGGAGUUCAACAAGCUUGAAAGAUGUGAGAAGGAUAGACUUAACGGUGCAUUCUCCUUUCACGGAGAUAAAAUCGCUGAGGUAUCCACUCCAGGCGGCUCUACGGAGCCUUGCCCACAGAUCAAUUGUGGGCUUGAUUACGGUCACAAGAAUCGCUAUAAGGAUAUUUUUUUGUUUGAUCACUCUCGUGUGCGCUUGACAGAUGGUUCAAGAGUCAAAUCGUGGCAACACGGAUGCGACUAUAUCAAUGCAUCAUACUUGGAUCCGGUUCAUUCUUUGGAUAAAGUUUUAAGUGGUAACUUUUUCAAAAGUGACCUUGGGGAGUUGAGAUAUAUUGCAACGCAAGGUCCUUUGAGAGAGACAAUCGGUGACUUUUGGAAGUGUGUCAUCAAUCAAAAAUGUCUCUUGAUAAUCUCGCUCUCUGGAGAGGUUGAAAAUGGAGUUCACAAGUGUUCGCCUUUUUGGGAGGCAGGCAUCUACCGGUCAGGUGAAAACGUAUUACGAGUCGAGCUCGAAGGCGAGGAGACGUAUGGUAAUUUGGUUUUACGCUCAUUCAAGGUCAGAUCUGAUUGUGGAGUCUCGCAUCGGGCAUUGCAAAUUCACUUGUGCAAUUGGGCUGACAUGAGUAGCUCAGUAGAUUGCAAGGACUUAAUGGAUCUUGUUACCAUCAAAAGAAAUGUUCUCGGCAAAAUCGCCAAGAAAUCAAAGUACCACACCAUCACUCACUGCUCUGCUGGAUGUGGUCGGACUGGUGUGUUCUGCGCAGUUGACACCAUUAUCAACCUCUCGAAGUACAACGGGGGCUCUUUUAAUUUUCCACAGAACCCCGUGUAUCACAUGGUGAACAAUUUGCGUCGUCAAAGAGUACUGAUGGUGCAGACUAUGAGACAAUACUACUUAAUCUACGAUACCCUCGUGUAUCAUGUUCUCCAUGAUACCAAUGAGCAUGUGGAAAACUUAAAAAUUGUCAAUGACUUCAUCUCAAGUGUGAACGAAGGUGAAAAUUAA